Molecule: messenger RNA, 975 nt
Organism: Salvia miltiorrhiza (redroot sage)
Lineage: Eukaryota; Viridiplantae; Streptophyta; Magnoliopsida; Lamiales; Lamiaceae
Product: transcription repressor OFP15-like
Exons: 1
Coding region: 127-759 (210 amino acids)
Biological process (GO): negative regulation of DNA-templated transcription
Source: RefSeq, a predicted model, not a curated record
GUGAAAAUCUAUGAGAAUUUGAAUAAGUAGAGCCCACGAGAGCUCAUCUAAAAUCCCAGUCUCUGGAGCUCAUUUAAUGCUACUGCCACGGACCAAGAAAACUAGGCACUAUUCCAAACCACGAACAUGAAGUUUCCAUUUCCCUUCAAAUCCAACGAAAUAACAUUCAGUGCCAGCGCCGCCGCCGCCGCAUCGUCAUGGCCGUGGCCCAGCUGCGCCACCACCCCGAGAACACUCUCCUUCCGCGCCGACAUAAGCCCAGCCCAUCUCGACCACGACCAAUCGCUUUCUCCCCACCAUCACGCCAAUCCAGAAUCCGCCGUUAUUAGCGGCCUGAGAUCGGACCGGCUCUUCUUCGACCCCGGCGCCACCAGUUCCAUACUGGCGGAAGCAAAAACAGACGACGACGGAGGAGGAGGAGAAUCAGACGGCGUGGUGGCGACAGUGGUGAUGGAUUCGAGGAAUCCGUUUCUCGAUUUUAGGGUUUCGAUGGCGGAAAUGGUGGAGGCUUGCGGGGUAAGAGAUUGGGAGUUUUUGGAGGAGCUGCUGGAAUGGUAUCUCAGAGUUAACGAUGAGACCAACCAUGGCUACAUAGUUGGAGCUUUUGUGGACUUGCUCAUUUCCGCCAUUCAUCAAGAGACCUCUUCUUCUGUGUCUUCUUCUUCUUCUUCAGCUGCAACCAAGCAUUAUUUCGCUUCUCCUCUCUCCUUUUCUUCGUCUUCCACUGAGGAAGAGAUCCUUGUCCACAAAAAUGUAUGAUUUUUUUCAGCUUCACUCUUUAGGAAAUGACAGUUAAUUUGGUUCACGACGACUCCGCUUCUACAUCAUAGCUCGUCUGAGAGAGAGAAGGAGAUAAAUUGUAAUUCUUGGCCGUGGUUGAUGAAGAUGGCAGUUAAAUACUUGAAUUUACUGUCUGAAAAUGAAAAUUAAUUAGUUAACUACAUCAUUUGUUUGCGAAGGUAAUUUUUGGGGUUU